CGUUGCCACGACGAAUGCGCCGCGCACGAAUUAAAAGGCCACAGCGAUGCGGAUAGGCACCACCGCUCGCUCCGGGGCCCACGCGUGUCAGUGGCCUGACGCCGCCGCCGAAGCACACCCCGGCAAGCAACCAGCCGUGGCGCCGCCAGCCUCCGUCAUCCCACGGCGGAGGCCGUUGUGCACCCCGCGCGCUUCAUUCCGAAGCCACCGGCGGGUCGCCUCCGGCCUCGCCUACUUAAGGCCGCAGCCUCCGGGUCUCCCUGCACCCCGCACUCACUCCUCGACCUGCGCUGCCUGAUUGGUUAGUCGUUAGAACUUGGAGCGUAUGGGUUCCAAAGAAACGCUCUGUCGUACCCGUACUAUUCUCUGCUUCUUGCUUCUCUUCUGCGUGAGCUGCAAAUGUUCGGCAUCAGAAUUUGAGAUCACACAAGUGGCAAGCCUUGGUGUUGAUGCCUCAUCGCACCUUGCUCGAAAGAUCCCUGAUACGCUGUUUGGAAUAUUUUUUGAGGAGAUCAACCAUGCAGGAGCUGGUGGAAUAUGGGCAGAGCUUGUUAGUAAUAGAGGUUUUGAAGCUGGAGGCCCCCAUACUCCAUCAAAUAUUGAACCAUGGUCCAUCAUUGGAGAUGACUCUUCCAUAUUUGUGGGAACAGACCGCACGUCAUGUUUCAGGCGAAACAAGGUUGCUCUAAGAAUGGAGGUUCUCUGUGAUAACUGCCCAGCUGUCGGUGUUGGCAUUUACAACCCUGGGUUCUGGGGCAUGAACAUAGAGGAUGGGAAGACCUACAAUCUAGUUAUGCAUGCCAAGUCACCAGAAAUGAUAGAAAUGACAGUUUCACUAACAAGCUCUGACGGAUUACGAGUUCUGGCUUCAGCUGCCAUACGAGUACUCGGCCGAUCGAAUUGGAUAAAAUUGGACCAGAAGUUGGUUGCUCAAGGAACAGACAGAACCUCAAGACUUCAAAUAACAGCUAAGACAAAGGGAGUUGUAUGGCUUGAUCAAGUAUCACUCAUGCCUUCGGAUACAUACAACGGGCACGGUUUCCGCACAGAACUCAUAUCCAUGCUUUUGGAUUUAAAACCCCGGUUCUUGAGAUUCCCUGGAGGUUGCUUUGUUGAAGGCAGUUGGUUAAGAAACGCAUUCAGAUGGAGGGACUCUAUAGGUCCAUGGGAAGAGAGGCCUGGACACUAUGGGGAUGUCUGGAAUUACUGGACGGAUGAUGGCCUCGGAUAUUAUGAGUUUCUUCAGCUUUCUGAAGACCUCGGUGCUGCCCCAGUCUGGGUAUUCAACAAUGGAAUCAGCCACCAUGAUGAAGUUGAUACUACUGCUAUUGCUCCUUUCGUAAAGGAUAUACUGGACAGUCUAGAAUUUGCAAGGGGGAGUGCAGAAUCAACAUGGGGUUCUGUUAGAGCUGCAAUGGGGCAUCCUGAACCAUUCCCAGUCAAAUAUGUUGCAAUCGGAAAUGAAGAUUGUGGGAAAGAAAAUUACCGUGGUAACUACCUUAAGUUCUACAAUGCUAUAAGAGAGGCCUAUCCAGACAUUCAGAUGAUUUCAAACUGUGAUGGUUCAUCUGGACCACUUGACCAUCCUGCUGAUCUAUAUGAUUUCCAUGUCUAUACCGGUUCCAGGGCACUAUUUUCCAUGAAGAAUACAUUUGACAAUACCUCUCGUAGUGGGCCCAAGGCUUUUGUUAGCGAGUAUGCUGUUACAGGAAACGAUGCCGGCAGAGGAAGUCUUCUUGCUUCAUUGGCAGAGGCCGCUUUCCUUACUGGGCUGGAGAAGAAUAGUGAUGUUGUUCAUAUGGCAAGCUAUGCACCGCUCUUCAUAAAUGAUAACGACCGCACGUGGAACCCAGACGCUAUCGUCUUCAACUCCUGGCAGCAAUAUGGAACUCCCAGUUACUGGAUGCAGAAGUUUUUCCGUGAAUCAAGCGGCGCUACAAUCCAUCCCAUCACAAUCAGUUCAAGCUACUCUGGUUCGCUGGCAGCAUCCGUGAUCACGUGGCAUGAUGACGAGAACAGCUUCCUGAGAGUUAAGGUUGUGAACUUUGGGCCAGAUGCCGUGAGCCUUACAUUCUCGGCAACUGGGCUCCAGGGCAGCAUCAAUGCGCUCGGAUCCACCGCCACUGUUCUCACAUCUGGCAGUGUAAUGGACGAGAACUCCUUCGCUAACCCAAACAAGGUUGUGCCGGUGACGAUCGAGUUGCGUAACGCCUCGGAGGAGAUGGAGGUGACGCUGCCUCCCCACUCUCUCAGUGCAUUCGACCUGGCGCUGGCGCAGUCCAGGCUUGUAGCGGAGAUGUGAAGCGAAUGACACGGCGUUGGAGAAUAAGAGAACGAUGGGCAGGGCAAAGCACCGGCAACAGCGAGCGGAGAGGGGUCAGUGCGCGCGCUUGUGUCCUGAUAAAGCACUGUAUCAUGUGUGUAUGGUGGUGUGGCAUGAAGGAAAUACUGGCGUAAAUAAAAAUCACGUCAGGCUUGUUUUCUUUUCUUUUCUGAAAGCACAUUUUCAGUUUUUCUUGGUGAAGGUAAAAGGAAAGGUUUGUCUCUUGGGAAAAGCUUGGCUUC
This is a messenger RNA of Triticum aestivum (bread wheat), 2565 nucleotides long. RefSeq names its product alpha-L-arabinofuranosidase 1. Gene Ontology annotation, molecular function: alpha-L-arabinofuranosidase activity. The coding region runs from base 326 to 2302 and encodes 658 amino acids. The record is from RefSeq and is a predicted model, not a curated record. NCBI's taxonomy places the organism in Eukaryota, Viridiplantae, Streptophyta, Magnoliopsida, Poales, Poaceae. Gene Ontology annotation, biological process: L-arabinose metabolic process. The transcript has 18 exons.